Molecule: messenger RNA, 1887 nt
Organism: Chelmon rostratus (copperband butterflyfish)
Lineage: Eukaryota; Metazoa; Chordata; Actinopteri; Chaetodontiformes; Chaetodontidae
Product: medium-chain acyl-CoA ligase ACSF2, mitochondrial-like
Exons: 17
Coding region: 1-1887 (628 amino acids)
Biological process (GO): fatty acid metabolic process
Molecular function (GO): medium-chain fatty acid-CoA ligase activity
Source: RefSeq, a predicted model, not a curated record
AUGUCAGCGCUGAUUUCUUCCUCACUGCAAGGCUCAAAUGUGGUGCUCAAACGCAAGACCUGGAAAAUAUGCAGCGCAAGUUUGCGCCAGUGCUUUCGGUCGCUCAAUGUCGACAGUCCUCCUCGCAUCCCCACCCUGACCACCAGCUACGUCCACGGCACCUCCUCCAUCUCUCUGCUCCCCCUGACUGUAGGCCAGUGCCUGGACGCCACAGUCCAGCGCUGGCCCGACCGCGAGGCUGUGGCCUUUCUGCAGGACGGCAUCCGGAAAACCUUUGCGCAGUUUCAGCAAGAUGUUGAUAAAACAGCGGCAGGUCUGCUCGCUUUGGGCCUGAAGAGGGGCGACCGGCUGGGGGUUUGGGGACCCAACACGUAUGAGUGGAUCCUUUUCCAGUUUGCUUCAGCCAAGGCUGGAAUUAUACUGGUGUCACUAAACGUAGCCUAUCAGGCGAAGGAAGUGGACUUCACUCUAAAGAAGGUGCAGUGCAAAGCUGUGGUCUGCCCUACCCGCUUUAAAACACAACAUUUCUGUGAGAUGCUGAGGGAGAUCUGCCCAGAGAUCAACACGACGCCAGCCGGCAUGAUCAAAAGCUCCAGGUUGCCGGACUUGCGUAUGGUGAUAGUGACGGACAGCAGACAGCCGGGGAUGCUCCACGUAGAGGACGUGAUGCAAGCGGGGGAGAGCCGGCACCACAGAGAGCUGAUGGAUCUGCAGAGCAAGCUGUCCUUCGAUGAGCCCAUCAACAUUCAGUUCACAUCGGGGACUACAGGGAAUCCAAAGGGAGCCACUCUUUCCCACCACAAUAUUGUAAAUAACGCCUACUUUGUGGGUCUCCGAUUGGGUUAUGGAUGGAGGCCUCGGGUGAGAGUGUGCAUGCCAGUACCCAUGUACCACUGCUUUGGCUCUGUGAUGGGAGGGAUGAGCAUGGCUUUGCAUGGCAUCACGCUGAUCUUCCCUUCCCCCGGAUACAACAGUCGAGCCAACCUAGAAGCCAUUCAGAGCGAGAAGUGCAACUUCGUCUACAGCACUCCCACCAUGUUUAUCGACAUGCUUGGCCAACGAGAUUUAAACAAAUAUGACUUGUCGUCAGUUGAGGCUGGCUUAACAGGAGGCGCUCCGUGCCCUCCUGAGGUCCUGAGAAAACUGAAAACAGACAUGAACAUGAAAGAGAUAACAACGGCUUAUGGAACCACUGAGAACAGCCCGCUUACAUUCAUGGGAUACCCACAAGACAACGACGACCUGAAGCUAAAUACCGCUGGAUGCAUCUUGAACCACACUGAGGCUAAAGUGGUGGACCCUGCUACUGGAGAGAUUGUCCCUGUGGGGACCCCAGGAGAGAUGAUGAUCAGAGGCACCUGUGUGAUGCUAGGCUACUGGGAUGAUCCUGAGAAGACCAGUCAGGUUAUCUCUGAAGGCGGCUGGUACAGGACUGGUGACAUAGCCAGUCUGAACAGUUUGGGAUACUGCAGCAUCGUGGGACGCUUAAAGGACAUGAUCAUCCGAGGAGGGGAGAACAUCUACCCCGCCGAGGUAGAGGAAUUUCUUCAUGAGCAUCCCAAAGUACGGGAGGUGCAGGUGGUCGGCGUGAAAGAUGAGAGGCUGGGCGAGCAGGUGUGUGCCUGCAUCAGGCUGAAGGAGGGCCAGACCUCCAGUGCAGAGGAGAUAAGAGCAUUUUGCAAGGGCCAGAUAUCUCACUUCAAGAUCCCACACUAUGUGGUCUUUGUAGACAGCUUCCCGCUGACAGUCAGUGGAAAGGUGAAGAAAAACACAUUAAAGGAGAGAAUAGAGAAGCAGUUGAAAGUACAAGAGGAAAAGAAAGAAGCUGUGGCCUGUUGGAGACCUUUUGUCAGGGAUAGUAGCUUUUCAGCUGAACAGUGGAACUGA